Molecule: messenger RNA, 1041 nt
Organism: Acanthosepion pharaonis
Lineage: Eukaryota; Metazoa; Mollusca; Cephalopoda; Sepiida; Sepiidae
Source: the annotation of a GenBank genome assembly
AUGCUUUUCCUUUCUACGUCUCUUUUCACUGCCGCUUCGGUUUGGAGCAUCGCCAUCAUCAGCUUGGACCGUUACCGACUGAUAGUGAAAUAUGAAAGUUACCGCGAUACUAUGACACCGAUGCGCUGCAAGAUGGCCAUCGGUUUCGUCUGGUCCGUCUCGUCACUAGUCGGCUUCGUCCCAUUCAUCAUCACUUUCAGCUCGUCUCACGUAACUUGUACAGCCGGCCACCCGAUUCUCCAAGCCCACAACCGACGUUACGUCUACAUUCUAUCAGCGGCUCUAUAUUUCAACAUUGGCUUCUUGCUUCCUACUGUCAUCAUCAUCCAACAUUAUUUCUCUAUUUUGAAAUUUGCCUGGAAACGCGAGAAAAAAUUUGUCUCCGCAUUUAAACGAUCGAGUUCGUCUCUUUUUCAAGGCGAUCGUAGCAAACGCAGCCUUCUUAUGAGUCUGCGUUAUUUAAAAACUGCUCGUGUACUUUCGCUUCUUGUUCUCUGUUAUAUGGUCUGCUUUGUACCCUACUUCAUACAACAAUUCUUAUGGGGUCUGCGAGUAUGGAACCCUUGGUGUCCGCCGCUUAUCCUCGAGGUGAUUACCCGUUCGUUACUGAUAAGCAAUGCAAUGUUUAAUCCUUUCUUUUACGGCUUCUUAGACCGUUAUUUCAGACAACAAUGGCAGGAGUACGUGUGGGGACGGCUACCAAAAUCUAUACAGAAACGCCUGGCCCGAUACCGGUUUUGCUACUCGAAAGAGAUCGCCCAGGAUAUGUCAGACCUCUAUCGAGAUCAAGAAACGUCAGGAAAUUCUGGUUGCAACCGACAUUCAAGAAUUUGCCGGUCGCCCGAAGAGGAAAGCGUCAGUGAAACAAGCAGUGGACAAGGGAAAGGAUUAUGUUUCAUUCGAGCGAACAACUCAAUUUCUUUGACUAUUCCUUGUAAUUCAUCUUCCAGAUCUUUUCUUUCUUCACUCUUUUCUUUUCCCAUCCAUUCAUUCUUUGAACUUCCAGUGUCAAAUUUAAACCAAUCGGACCAAUUGCUCUGA